AUGAAACCGCUAUACUUUUACGCGCUAUUCUUAGCAGUUGUCGCCCAGGAGUCGCUACAGCAGGCUAUCGACGGCCAAAACAACGGUGGCGGCAGCAACACGAAUAACGGAACCAUCACAGCUACUUCGGCGACUUCGGAAUCUUCAUCGAGCUUGUUCUCGUCGUUGUCGUCGUCGUCUGGAACGUCGCUUUUCACGGCAUCAUCUUCCGUCAGCUCAGCCACCUCGUCUGUGUCGUCCUCGUCGUUGUCAUCGUCCUCUGUGUCUUCAAGCACACAGUCCGGUUCCAGGUCUUCCAGCAUCCCGUCAUCCUCAGCAUCUUCCACCAUCGCCGCUCAAACUUCGUUGACAUCCAUAUCAUCAGGUACGAGAUCCAGCGCCAGCAGCAGCAGCAGCAGCAGCAGCUCCAGCUCGGCCACGCGAUCCUCUUCCAGCUCCAGUGGCUCUUCCUCAGCGUCGAACAGCAGCUCUUCCUCAGGAUCAAGUGCUUCUCCGAGCUCCAGUGUGUCAGGACCCGCGUCCACAUCGUCUUCGACACCGUCGUCUUCAUCGUCAUCUUCAUCGUCCACCACUUCAGAGGCGUUGGAGACGAGCUCCACCAGCGGUAACCAGGCCUCGUCCACCACAGAUGCUCCGUCUACCACCAGAUCCCAGGUUAUCACCACCACAGUCGACGGCAGAACGCUCGUUUCCACCGUGUAUUACACUGCCAGCAGCACAGCAGGGACGACAAGCUCGAGCAAAAGCUCGGGACUUUCCGACAAAAAUCGCAAGAUCGUGAUCGGAUGCGUCGUGGGUAUUGGUGUGCCCUUGCUGCUUGCGUUCCUAGCGUUCCUGUACUUCUUCUGCGUCAGAUCCAAGAAAACUAACUUCAUCAAUUCCGAAGGACAUGUUGUCACGGCUUAUAGACAAAAAAAACUGAUCAGGUGGUGGUAUUCGCUAAUGGGCAAAGACAUCAGCAACGAAUACGAAGGCGACACACCCAUAGGCGGAACAUCAGACCUCGACGAAGAGUCCGAAGACCAUGGCCAUCGCAGCAACGGAGUCAGUAGGAACCCUACAGACGGCCGGGGCUCCAAUCAUAACGAAUUGAUGCUGGACGAGGAGAAAUACUACGACGAGAACGGCAACGAGCUCAACGCCCGGAACUACUGA
Molecule: messenger RNA, 1155 nt
Organism: Lachancea meyersii CBS 8951
Lineage: Eukaryota; Fungi; Ascomycota; Saccharomycetes; Saccharomycetales; Saccharomycetaceae
Source: the annotation of a GenBank genome assembly